This is a messenger RNA of Nematolebias whitei (Rio pearlfish), 1257 nucleotides long. RefSeq names its product calcium binding protein 2a (gene cabp2a). Bases 67 to 735 code for a protein of 222 amino acids. The record is from RefSeq and is a predicted model, not a curated record. Lineage: Eukaryota; Metazoa; Chordata; Actinopteri; Cyprinodontiformes; Rivulidae. Gene Ontology annotation, molecular function: calcium ion binding. The transcript has 7 exons.
GAGUGGACCGGACCGACGCACAGAGACCAAGAAGACAUCUUUGUGUAUGCCAGCUGGACUGCAACCAUGACUGAGAUGAAAAAAGCGGCGUCUACGGACGUGUCAGAGGGGAAGCUGGUGAAGAAGGGUUCCAUCAAGAAGAAGAUCGAAUCGUUCAGGCGAUGGAGUUCAGCUAGCAUCAAGAGGCCCCCGAAGCCUAAAGCCAAGACUCUGAGUCUGUCCUCCCCCGAUGGAGACCAUGAAGACCUCUGGCUGCCACGAGGAGACAAGAGGAAGCUGCGUCCAAUGGUUAACUCUGUCUUUGGACAGGACCGAGAUCUACGACCAGAGGAAAUGGAAGAACUGCGUGAGGCCUUCCGGGAGUUUGACAAAGACAAAGACGGCUUCAUCAGCUACAAGGACCUGGGCGAGUGCAUGAGGACCAUGGGCUACAUGCCAACUGAGAUGGAACUCAUAGAACUCAGCCAGCAGAUCUGUGGUGGCAGAGUGGACUUUGAGGACUUUGUGGAGCUGAUGGGUCCCAAAAUGCUCGCCGAGACUGCAGAUAUGAUCGGAGUCAAAGAGUUGAGGGACGCCUUCAGAGAGAUCAGCAUCGGGGAGCUCAGAGAAGCCAUGAAGAAGCUAAUGGGGGAGCAGCUCAACCACCGGGAGAUGGAUGAGAUCCUGCGAGAUAUAGACCUGAAUGGAGAUGGAGAGGUGGACUUUGAAGAGUUUGUGCGGAUGAUGUCUCGCUGACUCCUCAGCAAACCUCACUGAGGAAGCCGGAGCAACUUUAAAGAUCUUUAAUGUACAAAAACUCCUCACUGUCUGUAUUUUUUCACGUACCUCCAGCACCUCUCAGGUAUUAGAGUCCCUUAUUUUCGCAGAGUUGUAAAAAAAAAUGUGUGAUAAGAGAUUAAAUUAUUUAUUUAUGACUUGGGUGGCGUAGUUUUGUGAGAUGAACUUAAAUGUGAACACGUGAAAAUAUGCAAAAAGUAACAUAUAAAAGACUGACUAAAAUUAAGUCUGCACUAACAAGUACUGUACAUCUGUUUUUAGUUACUGUUUUUCUUUUAGAUUUUGAAUUUGCAACAAAUUAUGCAAAGUUCUACCGGAUUAUACUUCCAACUUUAAACUGAAGGUUUAAAUUAAAAAUAAUAAACGAGAUUUAUUGUUAAUAUUUUAAUUAUUUUUACAUGGUUGUAAAAUGUGAUAAAUAAGCACAGAGACAGAGAGUACUUUGUUAAUAACUAUAAUAACACGUAAUUAAUAAUAAUA